Messenger RNA from Electrophorus electricus (electric eel), 4282 nucleotides. RefSeq names its product gamma-aminobutyric acid type A receptor subunit zeta (gene gabrz). The record is from RefSeq and is a predicted model, not a curated record. NCBI's taxonomy places the organism in Eukaryota, Metazoa, Chordata, Actinopteri, Gymnotiformes, Gymnotidae. Gene Ontology annotation, molecular function: extracellular ligand-gated monoatomic ion channel activity; GABA-A receptor activity. Gene Ontology annotation, cellular component: membrane. Gene Ontology annotation, biological process: monoatomic ion transmembrane transport.
UGAGGCUUGUCUAGGACUGAUGCGUUCUCAAUCCGUGCGCAAAGCUCACGAAUUCUUCACCGAGUUUACGAGACACGCAACCAGUAGUUACUGGCUGUGCAUCUGUACAACAGAGUUUUUUUCAAGGAAAACAACGGAAAUUGUUGUUGUAAUUAAUACUAGAUACUGAACCAACAACGCAGUCAUUAUAUUUAGAUGAAUGAUUCCGUCUUCUCGGCAGCUGGGUUCAGUAUAGACAUGCAAACGGGUAAACGGCUGUAAAAUAUAGACGCCCGAGACUCCAGCAGCCAUGUCUUCAUGCAGCCCCCCAAGUGCCCUGGUCUUCAUUCUCAUCAUUAGUAGGAUCUUGGAGAGCCCAGUCUCCUGUGCUGAAGAGGUCCUUCCUCCUACAAUUCAGAACCUGAUGAAGGGAUACAACAAGUACCUGAGGCCUUUAUUCGGCAAUGGGCCUGUUACGGUCGGCAUGAGUUUGGACAUCGCCAGCAUAGACACUAUAUCAGAGAUCAACAUGGACUACACGGCCACUAUCUUCCUGCGUCAGCGCUGGACAGAUGAGCGCCUGUGCUUUGAAGGCAACAAGAGUCUGAGUUUGGACGGCAGGCUGGUCGAGCUGCUCUGGGUCCCUGACACGUUCAUCGUGGACUCCAAGAAGUCCUUUCUGCAUGACAUCACUGUGGAAAACAGACUAAUCAGGAUCUUCCCCAAUGGGACCGUGCUCUAUGCCCUGAGAAUCACCACCACUGUGGCCUGCAGUAUGGACCUGACCAAGUACCCCAUGGACAAACAAACUUGUACACUUCAGCUGGAGAGCUGGGGUUAUAAUGUGAAGGAUGUGGUGUUUAUGACUCGUGGGAACCAGUCCGUUAGCGGACUUGAUACUCUACAGUUGGCCCAGUACACCCUAGAGGAUUACUACACCUCAGAGUCAGAAGCCGUCUACGAGACUGGUAACUACCCAAAGCUGAUCUUCCAUUUCCAGCUGAGGCGUAGUAUCCUUUACUUCAUUUUGGAGACAUACGUGCCAUCCAGUGCCCUGGUGGUUCUGUCCUGGGUCUCUUUUUGGAUCAGCCAGUCCUCAGUCCCUGCUCGCAUCUGCAUAGGGGUGACCACAGUGCUGACUAUGACCACUCUGAUGAUGGGGGCACGCACCUCUCUGCCCAAUGCUAAUUGCUUCAUCAAAGCCAUCGACGUCUACCUGGGCAUCUGUUUCAGCUUCAUCUUCGGUGCUCUCAUAGAGUAUGCUGUGGCCCAUUUCUGCACCCUGCACCAGCCAAAUGCUGCCAACGCAUACAUGUACGGACAGGAGAUGCAGGACCGCGAGGACGAAAUGAACGGUAUCGUCACGUCUAUCGGCAGCCAGGCCCUGCGGGUGCGAAGGCGGGAGGAGAUGCUGUCCCGUGCCGGCAGCACCGGCAGCUCCGCCCCCAGAAAAGAGGAGAAGCCGUCGUCCCCGCCCCGGAGCACCUGCGGCAGAUCUCUGUUGGUGGCGCGGCGCGUUGCCUGCAUGCUGAACUGCUGCCAUGUGGAGAACCCACACUACAUCGAUAACUAUGCACGCCUCAGCUUUCCCCUCUCCUUCAUCUUCAUCAACCUGCUCUACUGGACCUACUAUCUGUACUUCUAGCACAGCGGCUCAGUGUGUGUGUGUUUGUGUGUGCGCGUGUGUUUUUGUGGUUGAUGGAGACGGGUGUAUAUGCGCAAUCUUCCACGUGUUCCAGCUCUGUUUUGGGUUGGGGGCUGUCUGUGCACUUUCAUCUCACCAUGGGGUUAUGUGGACACUACAUGUGUCUGCAUGUAGUGUGGCUCUCCUGCUCAUGUUACUGUGCAGGGUAUUUGGACUGUUCGUAGCUAAAAUGGUACAAUUUUAUGUCGGAAAUAUGUGGCCUUUGUUUUCCAGUAGAGCUUUACAUACUUCAGUCAAAGUCUCAAUCUCCGAAUUGCAAUAAGAUAUGCAGUUUGUAUAGUUUCUAUAGAAAUAUUUAAGUUCCUUCUUUUACAUGUUUAUUGCCAACUAAUUGGUCAGAAUCAAAAAUUGCUUGGUUGUUCAUCUAUCUCAGUUGAAUUGCCUGCCAGCAGAAAGCAUAUUAAAAUAUUUCAAAUUUAGAUUAACAAAAGUCAAGCAAUCCAACUAAUAUAAUUUAUAAGAUGUAGUUUGAAAAAGUUCCCCUUAAAGUCUAAACAAAUGCAAUGCAAUAAAUGCAAACAUAUAUGUGCAUGUUAGCACAUGCUAAACAGAUUGCAUUAUAUAAAAGAUUUUCAUUGAAAUUUGCGCAGUGAAGCAGCAUAAUCUCAUGUUUUGUGGUUUUAAGAUGCUGCCAAUUUAAAGUGAUUUUGUACUUGCUCUGAGUACUAAUUUAAAAGCUGGAAAAUGUCUUUCUGAAACUAUACUGUUUAAUUAUGCAUGAUAAUGAAUCUAUAACUGCCGUACUGUAUAUUGUUGAUAUGCUUUCACCAGUGUGUCUCAACUCAGUCCUCAUGGCUUACGCGACGGUGCACAGUUCUUUCCCAGUGCCCAGCACACCUGAACCAAACCAUUACGCAUGCUGAACACCUGCUAUAUAUUAGGAGCCAUGUUAGAGAAAAAUGUAGCCCUUCUGUUAGGUCCUGGAGACUGACAAACGCUGAAUUACACCAUUGUUUGGCUCUUUAUAAAACACAGGCCACUUUUUUUCACCUGAAACAUAUUGCAAUAUCUUAUUUAAUGAUAAUUAGACAUUAUAUGGCAGGUAAAUUGAAACAUAUUUAUAGAUAAAAGAUGAACAGUGUUAUGGCAAUUAGCAUUAUUCUGCAUUCAUACUGUAAUAUUGAAUAUGAAAUGGAACAGAAUACAUUUUCUCAAAAUACAAUGUGUGCAUAUCUUAUGAUGGUUCUUAUUUUUGUACAUAUGUAGCUAUACGUACUAUCUCUCCAGCACUGUGUAUAUUCUCUAGAGGGUUGUGCUGGAUUCUUCAUUUUGUUUUCUUAAUUUCAUGAACCUCUGUAUUGAAACCCUUUCGUUACCUGUCACAUUUCUUAUAUAUGGAUAUUACUGUAUUUAAUCUAAGAUGUAAAGAAACAAUGUCUUCCUACUGCACUGAACUUUGAAUUACAAAGGCGUUAUUUAUUAGCAACUAUUUCUUUUAUCUCAUUUAGUAUCACUGCGAUACUAAAUGAUCAUAACGGACUCAAGACAUUUGCAGGCUAAAUAUUUCAGUAAUCACGCAUGAAGGCUAUGUACUGCAAAAAAGAUGUCAGCUACACUCUGUUUUUCAUGCAUGGGACAUUUUGAUGCAUCAAUUCGCACAGCAACUUAUAUGAAAGGGUACAUAUUCUCAACCUACAAUUAACUUGAAUUAUGCAGUUUCAUAAGAAACUGAAUUGUAGAUCAGCAGCUGUAUUUGCAAUGGUAUUGUUUCAUGUCCUUUUGAAUAAUAACCUUAAUCUGAAACAUUGUUUUUUUUUAAAUCAGUGACUUAUUCAGGUGAUAUUAUAUUACGCAGAAUCUUAAUACUUCAAGGCCUCUCUUCGACUUCAGUUUCUACAACAGAUUGAUUAUUUUUUCAUGUUCAUUAAUGAUACAGUCCCCUUCCCGACAGAACUAACUGGUUAAUUCUUAUUUAAACCAGUUAUCAUACUUUCUUUUAUUGUGUGCUUGUCAUAUUUCCACAGUAGCAGUCCUGCUUUUGGCUUAGGACAUGUACAGUACCAAAUCCUAGGACCAAGAGCUAGUGCCUCAUUAUACCUCGCCUGUCGGUAGUUCCCCUUGAACAUAUUUCAUCCGGUUGUAAAGAGAGGUGAUUUUGGAAGUCUUGAAGUAGGAAAAGUUUUAAAUGGUCAAUGGUAUAUGACUGCUUUAUAUCUGCAUACCAUGACUGGCAGCUCAUUUGUUUCAAAUCUAGUGCUGGUUUGUGUAGCCUUGCUUCCUUCACACUGACCUGCCUGGUGUGUCAGACAGCAGUACCUGUAGUUCCAGUGGAUUCCAAAUUUAAAUGUGCAGUGGGUGAAAUCCUCUGAAACUCAUAAGCAUGGCCUGAUAUUAUAGAAAUCACAAUCUGAGUUCUUGCAGAUAUGAUAAGGCAAAGCAAAGUCCAGGUCACAUUAUAAACAAAACCAGAACACUAUGUUAAUCAGCUUUAAAUGAAUGCAAAUGAUAAGUUAUAUCGUCAUACUGAUUAAAUCAUACUGAAUAACAACGAUUCAAAUUUAACCAAAUCAUACUUUUUGCACGUUUAAUAUUUAAUAUUUUGGCUGUUCUCAAUAAGUGUAAUACAUCCUCUGACCCUCUAUGCAUGUAAAGUUGGUG